CGAGCCGUGGUGUUACGGCCAACUGAAAGUCUUACAAUUUCUUUGGGUACCCUACUAGGUUAUUAGGGUAACUAAACUGUACAUAGUGUUAUUUACCGACUACUUUGUAUUUUUGAACUUUGAAAAAGAAAAAAAUAAGUGAGUCAACAUGAGCAAUAAUAAGAACCAACUGCUGCUGUUUUUCGACCGGCCCACGGAGCCAUGCUUCAUGCAGAAGGGCGAUGACAAGUCUGUCUUCCAGUUACCCGAAAACUACUACCCGGAUAAGUACAAGCAUGCCGCAUCGUCUCUGGGCAACCGUUUCAAUACUGACGAUGGCCGCACCAUCGCCGUGCGAAACAUCGCUGUGCCUAAUCUGCAGCUGCCCAUGGAGCUGCCAUACAACGACCAGUUCUCCCUGUUUGUACCCAAGCACCGCCGUAUGUCUGGGAAACUUAUCGAUGUGUUCAUGAGCAUGCGCGACGUGGAAGAUCUAAUCUCUCUGUGCUCCUACUGCCAGCUGCGCAUCAAUCCUUACAUGUUCAACUACUGCCUCUCCGUUGCUAUUCUGCACAGACCUGACACGAAGGGAUUGAAUAUACCGACGUUUGUGGAGUCCUUCCCCGAUAAGUUCAUGGACCCCAAGGUGUUCCGCAAGGCCAGAGAAGUCACCACCACCGUGCAAUCGGGCAGCAGGAUGCCAAUCACAAUCCCGCAAAACUACACUGCAUCAGACGCCGAGCCGGAACAGCGCGUGGCUUACUUCCGCGAAGACAUCGGGAUCAACCUGCAUCACUGGCACUGGCAUCUGGUGUAUCCUUUCGAUGCCUCUGACCGUGCAAUUGUCAAUAAGGACCGUCGUGGCGAGCUGUUCUACUACAUGCACCAACAAAUCAUUGCUAGAUAUCAAACCGAGCGUCUAUGCAAUGCCCUGGGCCGUAUCGUGCGCUUCAAUGAUUUCCGCACUCCAAUCUUAGAAGGUUACUUCCCCAAGCUCGACUCGCAAGUGGCCAGCCGUUCAUGGCCUCCUAGGUUUGCCGAGACCACGAUAAAAGAUAUCGACCGUCCGGUGGACGCGAUCAAACUCGAUAUAUCUACACUGGAGACCUGGCGCGAGCGUUUUCUCGAGGCUAUUGAGAAUGGGGCCAUUCUGCUACCGGACAACCGCACAAUGCCUUUGGACGAAAACCGUGGCAUUGACAUCCUUGGUAACCUGAUGGAGGCCUCUAUAAUUAGCCGCAACCAGGGUUACUACGGCGACUUGCACAACAUGGGACACGUCGCCAUCUCGUACUCCCACGAUCCCGAUAAUCGCCAUUUGGAGCAAUUCGGCGUGAUGGGCGACUCGGCUACGGCGAUGCGUGAUCCCGUCUUCUACCGCUGGCACGCCUACGUUGACGACAUUUUCGUCUUGCACAAGAAGAAACUUACGCCCUACUCUGCCGGACAGCUGGAUUUCCCAGGCAUCCGCGUGUCAUCGCUCGGCGUUGAAGGGUCGGCCGGGGCGAAUCAAUUCGGGACGCAGUGGGAGCAGAGCACCGUCGAGCUGAGCCGCGGACUCGACUUCACGCCGCGAGGAUCAGUGCUCGCGCGAUUCACUCAUCUGCAGCAUGAUGAGUUUGACUAUGUAAUCGAAGUGAGCAACAACAACGGACAAUCGGUGACGGGCAUGUUCCGUAUUUUCAUGGCGCCUACGACCGACGAGCGUGGCCAACCGCUAGCCUUCGAGGAGCAACGCCGCCUCAUGAUAGAGCUCGACAAGUUCCAGCAGGGAUUAAGGCCUGGUAACAAUACAAUCCGUCGCCGAUCCGUGGACUCGUCCGUGACCAUCCCGUACGAGCGCACAUUCCGAAAUCAGGCGGACCGGCAGGGCGACCCCGGUUCGGCGCAGGCGGCCGAGUUUGACUUCUGCGGCUGCGGCUGGCCCCAGCACAUGCUCAUACCGAAGGGCACUCAGAGGGGAUAUCCUGUUGUGCUCUUCUGUAUGGUCUCCAAUUACGAUCAGGACAAGAUCGACCAAGACCUUGUGGGUGCAUGCAAUGAUGCGUCGUCUUAUUGCGGCAUUCGCGACCGCCGUUACCCCGACAAGCGCGCGAUGGGCUACCCGUUCGACCGAGUAGGCCGCCAAGGCGUCAACUCGCUUUCUGACUUCGUCACCGCCAACAUGGCCACCCGCGAGUGCAGAAUCCGCUUCACCGACGCCACCCGACUAAGAGGUCAGCCGAAGAAGUAGGUUCAUCACCGGCACAUACUCUGAAUUGAGGGGGAAGCAUCACUAAUACUAAUUCAGAAAUCAUUUCUUCAUUAUCGCGCUAAAAUUAAUUGUUUCUUCAAUCUAUUGUACGGUUAUAAAUUCCUGUUUAAUUAGGGCCGUAAAGUUUGGUCGUCUUGUAUACAGGCAGAAAAAUUAAAAGCCGUUAAGUGGAAACUUGGAAAGUAACUUCCAAAAUUCUACAAAUUCCAAAAUUC
Hyposmocoma kahamanoa is the source of this 2448-nucleotide messenger RNA. RefSeq names its product phenoloxidase subunit 1 (gene PPO1). The transcript has 14 exons. Gene Ontology annotation, molecular function: oxidoreductase activity. The record is from RefSeq and is a predicted model, not a curated record. Lineage: Eukaryota; Metazoa; Arthropoda; Insecta; Lepidoptera; Cosmopterigidae. Bases 149 to 2212 code for a protein of 687 amino acids.